AUGGGCUACUUUUACCUUGCUACAGCCUUUGUAGCACUAACAGCAUACAUCGCUUAUCGCAGCUUCUUUGACGGUCUACAUACAUAUCCUGGCCCCUUCUUGGCUUCUCUGACCGACGCGUGGCGGAUGCUUGACUCGGCGCUCGGCGCCCAUCGACCAACCUCGCUCAUUCAACUUCACAAACAGUACGGCGACGUCGUUCGGACGGGCCCGGAAACCCUUAGCUUUGCGCAACCAGAAGCGAUCAGGGAUAUCUACGGUACCGACAAGCAGUUUACCAAGUCGGAUUUCUACUGGACGGUGGCUGCUACCGCCCGAGGGAAGACGACGCCAAGUCUCUUCUCUAGUGUCGAUGGGGAGUGGCAUGAUAAUUUGAGGAAGGCUAUCCAGCCUGCUUUCAACUUGAGCGCUUUGGUACAGUAUGAGCCUUUCGUCGAUAGUACAAUCAGAAGCCUUCUCAGUCAGCUGGGGGAUCGAUAUGCAGACCGUUCGGGAGGUGCUAGCGUUGUCAAGCUCCAGCAAUGGAUGCACUGGUACGCUUUCGAUGUUGUGGGCGAGCUUACCUACAGCGAACCGUUUGGUUUCAUGGAAACGGCCGGCGACGUUGACGGAAUCAUUCGCAAGGCACAUUUUUAUCUCACAGGCUACUUCAGCGCUGAACCGAACCCAGUCGUCAGGUUUGCUAUGAGUCGGCAAGCUGUGCGUGCCAAGGGCGAGGACACGGGAAACGGUCAAGACCGAGUGGACUUGCUAGAUAAAUUCCUCUCGACCAAAGCGAAGCAUCCUGAGACUAUUGGCGACCGAGAAGUCCUCGGGCUCGGGAUAAGCAUGGUCCUCGCCGGCUCGGAAAGUACGGCCGUCACGCUCAGCGCAUGCUUCUACCAUGUCCUUCGCUCGGUUGGCGUAUAUAAGAAGCUGCAAGUAGAGGUCGACCAAGCUUUUCCUACCUCCGUGAUAAGCGAAGCUGUCAGCUUCCAGUCUUCGCAGAAGCUGCCAUACCUGGACGCCUGCAUCAAGGAGACAUUUCGUAUUCACCCUGCCGCACGUUUUACGCCGGAAAGGGUGCUCCCACCGCAAGGUGCAAUGAUCGCGGGCAAGCAUGUCUCCGGCGGGAAGAUCGUUGGUGUGAAUGCUUGGGUGGUGCAUCGUUGCAGCCGGGUCUUCGGUGCGGACCUGGAGGUCUUCCGACCGGAGCGGUGGCUAGUGGCCGAUCCACAGGAUCAGAUGAGGGUCGAUUUGAUGGACCGGACAUUAUUUCAGUUUGGGGCAGGCAGGUUUGGAUGUAUCGGCAAGAACUUCAGCUUGCUGGAGAUUUACAAGGUAGUGCCGACGCUGCUACGGGCUUUUGAGUUCAGGCUUGUAGAGCCGGCAAGGGAGUGGCGGUUCGAGAGCGGCAGUUUUGCUAACGUAAGCGGUGUCGAUGUAAUAAUUACGAGGCGAAAGUAG
Recurvomyces mirabilis is the source of this 1446-nucleotide messenger RNA. RefSeq lists its product as uncharacterized. The transcript is spliced from 2 exons. The record is from RefSeq and is a predicted model, not a curated record. The coding region runs from base 1 to 1446 and encodes 481 amino acids. Gene Ontology annotation, molecular function: oxidoreductase activity, acting on paired donors, with incorporation or reduction of molecular oxygen; heme binding; monooxygenase activity. NCBI's taxonomy places the organism in Eukaryota, Fungi, Ascomycota, Dothideomycetes, Mycosphaerellales, Teratosphaeriaceae.